Myodes glareolus (Bank vole) is the source of this 2194-nucleotide messenger RNA. Lineage: Eukaryota; Metazoa; Chordata; Mammalia; Rodentia; Cricetidae. The record is from RefSeq and is a predicted model, not a curated record.
CCUCCAGAAAGGACUACCAUUCCCGUCGUGCACUGCGCUCAACUCGGGCCGCCCCAAUCUAUUUUCGCAGAUGCCUGGGGAUAGUAGUUUCGGCCGCGUGGAUGUGGAUCUGAACCGGGUGGCGGGGAACUCACCUUCCCAGCGACCCGUUUGACAGGGCGGGGCGCCUCACGAAGAUGGUGGCGCGCGCGGCGUGUGGCUCCUGUCGUGUUCCCCAGUCUCAACUCGGUGCACCGGCCAGCGUUUCGCUGGUUUGGAGUCCCCGCCCUCCAGGUCCCUGACCCCGCGCCCCCUUACUGUGUCCCUGACUCCUGGUUCCAGGAAUGCCUCGUGCUCGUAAGGGCAAUGCGCUCCGCAAGGGUGGUCAGCGCCGUGGAGGUGGUGCCAGGAGCAGUACCCAAGCCGACUCAGGUUCCAGCGAGGAUGAAGCAGCCAGUGAGGCCCGGAGUACCACCAGUGAAUGUCCCAGCCUGCUCAGUACCACUGCAGAGGACUGCCUGGGUGGGGAGGCUGUGGAUGAACAGAGCCAGCAGGACAACCUGGAGGAGAAGCUGAAGGACUCCGUGGACUGCCUCACUGACAAGAGUGCCAAGACCCGGCAAGGAGCUCUGGAGAGCCUACGCCUGGCCCUGGCCUCCCACCUGCUUCCUGACUUCUUACUGGAGCGCAGCCUCACGCUGGCGGAUGCCCUGGAAAAGUGCCUUAAAAAAGGGAAGGGUGAAGAACAGGCCCUGGCUGCUGCGGUGCUAGGCCUGCUCUGUGUGCAGCUGGGCCCUGGACCCAAGGGUGAGGAGCUGUUCCAUAGCCUGCGGCCGCUGCUAAUCUCGGUGCUCAGUGACUGUACUGCAAGCCCCGCUGCCCGACUCCAUUGCGCUUCUGCUCUUGGCUUGGGCUGUUAUGUGGCUGCCACUGAUGUCCAGGACCUGGUCUCUUGCUUGGCUUGCUUGGAAGGUAUUUUCAGCUGGUCCUGUGGCCCUAGUGGCUCCCCUGCUGCUCUGGUCCCUGCCAGCCUACAUGGCCUGCUCUGUGCUGCCCUGCAGGCCUGGGCAUUGCUGCUCACCAUCUGUCCUAGUACCCACAUCAACCACAUCCUCGACAGGCAGCUGCCCCGGCUGCCACAGCUCUUGUCCAGCGAGAGCGUGAACCUGCGGAUUGCUGCUGGCGAAGCCAUCGCUCUACUCUUUGAGCUUGCCCGGGACCUUGAGGUGCGAGGGAAGUACCUUCUGGCACCACACACACAUGCGCGCACACGCACACACAAAUCUUCAGUCUUGGAUCAUCUUGUAGGGGAGGAGGACUUUGUUUAUGAGGACAUGGAGGCGCUCUGUGGUUCCCUGCGUACUCUAGCCACUGACAGCAAUAAAUACCGUGCCAAGAUUGACCGCCGACGCCAGCGCUCCAUUUUCCGAGCCAUACUGCACUUCGUUGAGGGUGGUGACUGUGAGGAGGAGACAAUCCGCUUUGGACUGGAAGUACUCUGCAUAGACUCCUGGGCUCGCCACCGCAUCUACACAGCCUUCAAGGAUGUGCUGGGCUCGGGCAUGCACUAUCACCUCCAGUUAAUUGCCUUGUCUUCAGAACAACGAGCUUCUCCGGGACAUCUUUGGCCUCGGCCCUGUGCUGGUGCUGGAUGCCGCUGCCCUGAAGGCCUGCAAGAUUUCACGUUUUGAAAAGCACCUGUACAAUGCUGCAGCCUUCAAAGCCCGGACCAAGGCCCGGAGUCGUGCCAGGGACAAGCGGGCAGACGUCUUGUGAAGCAGACUGGCCAAUGAGAAGGCUACCCAUACCCUUACCAUAUUUUUAACAGAAGACAGAGCAAGAACUGGUCCCCACCAGUGAUUGUCACUUUAUUAUUAUUUUUUUAAUGAUGAAACCAAAAAUAGACAAAUGUGGGAGGGCCAAGGGAUCAGGACACUUAAGACUCUGGCCCUCUGUAUCUGCACUCAGCCCUGUGGCUAUGGCCUCAUCCUGUCCUGUCUCAGGUGAAACCAAAUGUGCACCAUUCGCAGAGCUGAGGGGCAGGUGAGAAAGGACUGACCCUUUCCUUUUUUAGACUUUGCCCCCUGGGGCCACUUCCUUUGGGGGUCUGGCACCUGUCCACAAUGGCAUACGGUAGGCAAAGCUACCUAGCAUGAAUGUGUGUGCUGAUUUUUAAAAAUGACAGAGUAUUAAACAAUACUUGUUCCCCCUGUGA